AUGCACCGAAACUACGACCUCAAUAUCUACAAUGUUGGUACCGCGGGGACAGACGACUACCAGGAGGAGCCCCUUUCGCCCCGUCCCGAGACUGGUGGGGCCUUCAGUACUGUCCCACCCAACCAACAACCAGUCGGCCUCGGAGUAUCCACUGAGUAUGGCACUCGUCGGUCU
This is a messenger RNA of Dibothriocephalus latus, 174 nucleotides long. Lineage: Eukaryota; Metazoa; Platyhelminthes; Cestoda; Diphyllobothriidea; Diphyllobothriidae. The record is from the annotation of a GenBank genome assembly.